AUGAUUUACACCUUCGUUCUCGGCUUUAGUACAAUCAUGUUCGGUGAAAACGAGGCGACGAUUGAUACGUUCCGCAUAUGGGGCGCGCCAAAGAUGCAGUUCAGCCUUCUUCGCGUCUGCCAUCAGAUCCACGCAGAAACCGUUCUUUUACCAUACAAGCUCAACACGAUUGAGUUAUGGGACUACCCGGCAAUCUGCAUCAGGAAGUUCUUGGGAGGGCGAAGUGAAGCUCAGCUGGCCGGAUUGCAAAAUGUGCAGCGGAUCUGCGACGAACCAUCUUUUGGGAUUGAGUGGAUGAAGAUUUUGCGUAAGUCGGAGCCUGAGGCACUCAAGAAGGGUGAGCAUUAA
This is a messenger RNA of Alternaria atra, 348 nucleotides long. RefSeq lists its product as uncharacterized. The transcript has a single exon. Lineage: Eukaryota; Fungi; Ascomycota; Dothideomycetes; Pleosporales; Pleosporaceae. Bases 1 to 348 code for a protein of 115 amino acids. The record is from RefSeq and is a predicted model, not a curated record.